Messenger RNA from Liolophura sinensis, 877 nucleotides. Its product is annotated as NPC intracellular cholesterol transporter 2-like. The record is from RefSeq and is a predicted model, not a curated record. Gene Ontology annotation, biological process: intracellular cholesterol transport. Lineage: Eukaryota; Metazoa; Mollusca; Polyplacophora; Chitonida; Chitonidae. The transcript has 4 exons. Gene Ontology annotation, molecular function: sterol binding. Bases 46 to 489 code for a protein of 147 amino acids.
ACCAGCAUUCCGUGGAUCAUCCAUUCCACCUCUAAAAUCUGCGCCAUGUGGUGUUACGUUUUCAUGCUGGCCUAUUUGGCCACGGUUUCUGCUGUUCAGGUACAUUUCAAAGAUUGUGGUUCGACCAUGGGUAAAAUCUCAUCAGUAGAUAUCAAUCCAUGUCCGGAAGAGCCAUGCCAUCUGAUCAGGGGAAAAAACACCAGCGUGACGGUCGGCUUCUCCAGUAAUGAGGCAUCUGGCUCCCUGAAGGCCGUCGUACAUGGGAUCAUUGCCGGGCUACCCAUCGCCUUUCCCCUCCCAAACGCGGACGGCUGCAAGAGCAGUGGCGUUAGUUGUCCCGUCACGAGGGGCAGUUCCUACAGCUACACCGCCAGCCUGCCCGUUUUAAAAAUAUAUCCCACGAUCAAGGUAGUGGUGAAAUGGGAGCUGCACGAUGAGAGUGACAAUAACGUUUUCUGUUUCGUCGUUCCGGUGGAAAUAACGGACUGAUUGUGCACCUGGAAUGUGUAACACGUGCACAUAACGCUCAAUAUACAGUCCAUAUAGAAAUCAGCGGAAUUUGUUAGUUUUCAUAACCCACUUUGUAUUUCAAGUUAAACUGUGCUGUACUAUGAGACAGGAAAUGUUUAGUGCAAGUGCCAUAUACAUUACCGUUGUGAUUGGUUUUCAGAGUUCAGGGGCGGUUUGACCUUGAAAAAUAUCAAGCAAUGGUUUUGGAAUAACAGAAAAGCCCCAAGAAACACGUCUAUGACUUGUGACCAUUACAGCAGAAUCAAUCCUACAAUUUAAUGAGUGCAAUUUUUCAUAUGGAUAAUCGAACAAAGUACACAUAUUUUUAAUCUAUUCUCCACCAAACAUGUUGUUUCGUGACGUUUUC